AUGGGAAGUGGUUCUUCAAAAUAAAAAGCAGAUGUAAGUACUAAUACUGAAACAAUUUAAUAAAAAAUUUAACCAAUUUAGGCUAAACCUUAAGAAUUAAAAAAGGACGAUUAAACUAAUAAAUACAAUUAAGCCAAACCUAACAAUAUCACAUACAAUAAGAUUGUAGAAAUACCUAAAAAGGAUUUACCUAUUGUUAAAACAACCAAUUAGUAUGACAAUUCAAUCUAAAAAAAACAAAUAAAUUAAGGUUAUUGUGAUUAAUAAAAAGUAAAUCUAUCUUAUCAUUAUUAGCAACACCGAAAUCUUUAAAAAAAAGAAGACCAAAACAUAUAAUAAAGGAAUGAUUAACAAAACAUAGAUUAUAAAUUAUAAAAUAAUGGAUUAAUAAAUAUGAAAAAAAACGCACCUGAAAAAAAAAUGUAAUAAUAUCUUGAGAAUAUCAAAAUUGGCAAUCAAAGAUAAUAGUUUAAUUUGAAUAAUAAUUAAGAAAAUGCUGGAAAAUCACCAUUUAGAGCUGCAAAUUUAUCAUUCCAAGCUGAUAAAGAUGAGAAAAUAAAGGAAUUAAAUUUAAAAAAAUUAUAAUAACCAAUCUAAAAUACUUUUUACAAUUAUCAAUCACCUCAAUUAUUAGGUUAAAAACCAAUUUAAAAGCCAGGAAAAAAUCAAUACUUACCAGCAUUAUUUUAAGAAUAAUAAAGAAAAGAGGAAAUUAGAUAUAAACCAUAAUAAAAUAUAAAAAUAUUAGAAAUUAUUGAAUUAGAUUAUAUAGACAUCUAUAACUAAAUUUUCAAUAAAAAAACUUCAGGUAGAUUUUCAAAUUAAUUUCCAUGUAAACAUUCUGAAUGCAAAACGGUCGCACGUAUUAAUAUUAAAGGAGAUGUGACAUGUGAAAAUGGAUGUGCUUCUUUUUCUAUCAAUUAAGCUAUAUUUUAUAAUAAAAAUAAUACAAUAUCUUGUUUUAAUAAGAAUAAGGUGUAUGAUUAUGACAAUUACAAUUUAAUAAAAAAUGAAAUGGAAUUAGUUUAAAUAUUGUUGGAUUCAUUAAAGUGUUCUAAUAAAACGGAAUCAGAAAAAGAGAAAUUCUAAAUCUAAUUAAUUCAAGUUGUUUUUAAUCAUUAUUUGGAACGAAAAAGAUCAGCUUCAAUAAGUUGA
Paramecium primaurelia is the source of this 1155-nucleotide messenger RNA. The record is from the annotation of a GenBank genome assembly. NCBI's taxonomy places the organism in Eukaryota, Ciliophora, Oligohymenophorea, Peniculida, Parameciidae.